Molecule: messenger RNA, 201 nt
Organism: Arxiozyma heterogenica
Lineage: Eukaryota; Fungi; Ascomycota; Saccharomycetes; Saccharomycetales; Saccharomycetaceae
Exons: 1
Coding region: 1-201 (66 amino acids)
Source: RefSeq, a predicted model, not a curated record
AUGAGUGCUGUUGUUAUGAAUACUGCUGCUGAUAUCACAAUUGCUACAAAAAAAUUGCAUGAUAUGACCAUUGAUGAGCAAAAACAACUUUACGGAAAUCAACCAACUUUGAAUGUUUACCUAGCAAAUCUUGCAAGGAGAGUUAGAGAGGAAGUUCCAAAGGGAUAUCGAUUACCAAAAUCCAUGAAGCAGAUUCAAUGA